AUGGAAACCCGAUUGUCCAUCAUCUCCCAGAAAUCUUUGAUUCUGGAAUUUCCGCGUGGAAUCUAUCCCUGGUGGGUCAGUUUCUUGGAGUCUCACCCUGCUUCACUUCCUUGCAAAGAAUUGUUGACAAUGUCUGGAGUAAACCUCUGUUGGGUUCGCGAGUAUAGGUUAGUUCUGCUGGCAACAACCUGUUUAUUUUCUCGUUUGAUAGUGAAUCUGCUAGAGAUUGGGUCAUUGUUAACGGUUCAUGUCUGGGUUCAUCUCUUCAAUACACCCUUAGAACUCUUCACUCGAUUAGGGCUUAGUUACAUUGCUAGUGCCAUUAGAGUUCCACUCUCAAUGGAUACUAUCAUUGCUGCUAAGAUUAGGCUUGAAUUUGUGAACAUUCCAAAGUUCAUUGAAGUAGAGCUUAAAAAUGGCCAAAAAACCUCGAUCAAGGUUGAGAAAAAGAAGGAAGAUUCUACUUCUAAUUCAACAGCAAUCCACAUUGGUGGUGUAGAAGCUUUACAGGAACCAACUACUACUAUUACUAUUGAAUCUGAUGUUAUUAUUCAGAAAGAGGUGGCACAAGUCAUUUCUACUAACCCCUUAGAGCUUACAGUUCCUACUGCUGUUGAAGUAUCUCAGCCUGUGCAUCAAGAGAAUGACAAGGUUGCUGACCUUUCUAUUAAUAUAACUGCUAGUAAUGAAAUUACAACCCUUCAGACUGCUGAAACUCAUAAUUCUAGUAUUUCUGCUAUUUUAGAACAUGCUAAUGAAAAAACUUCUCAACCAGAAACUUCUAUAAGAGGUAGAGGAAGGCCUAAAAAGGAAGUUGAAAAGGGUUCAUUUUCUAGUUCAAGUAACAGAUUUGAAGUGCUCAACUCUGUAGAGGAUUCUCCCUCUAUAGAAGUUCCACCUAGGAAGCCUAGAGCUGCAUCAAAGGGAAAUAUUGUUUUGGUUAAGAACAUUAGAGGAUUUAAUAGUCCUCUAAAGAAAAAUAAAGUGAUCCUUAGAGCCUUACAAAAGAAAGUGGAUGUUCUUUGUCUUUUGGAGACCAGAGUUAAACUGGAAAAAUCAGAGGCUAUACUAAAAUCUAAACUCUUUAAUUGGAAUAUUUGCACAAAUUAUGAUCAUGCCAUUAAUGGCAGAAUUUGGAUGCUAUGGAGGAAGGGAAUUGAUAUUUCCAUAAUUCAAGCUUCAGAUCACUGUAUCACUGCUAAAGGUACUGCUUUUGGAGGAGACUUUAAUAUUUUCCUACAUUUUCAAGAAAGCUCUGAUCACGAGCUGUUAGGCCCUUACACUUCUCCUGAUAUGAGUGAUUUUCAAGAGUUUACCCAUGAGCUUAACCUCCUUGAUCACCUUUAUUUUGGGCCUAAGUUCAGUUGGAGAAACAAGCAACAUGAUCUUUUUCUCGCCAAAAAACUUGAUAGGAUCCUGAUAAAUCCUACUUGGGACUCUUUCUUUCAACAUUCAUUUGUGGAAUUUCUAGCUCCAGGUGUUUCUGAGCACAAUGCUCAAGGCAAUCCCAUGAUGAUUUUAUUCUCAAAACUCAAAAGACUCAAAGUUUGCCUAAAGAAAUUCAACAAAGACAACUUCAACAAUCUUUCGGAUCGUGUGAAAUUAAAGAUAAUUGUGCUGGAAAAUCAACAACUCCUCACGCUCAAAGGUGAGGAUACCAUUGUGAAAGAACUUGAAAUUCAAGAACAUAUGAAGACCCUUGAAGAAGCAGAAUCUUUGUUCCUCAAGCAAAAGGCAAAAGUUCAAUGGAUAAAAGAUGGAGACAAAAACUAUAAAUUUUUUCAUUCUAUAGUAGCCUUUAAAAACAAGAGGGAUACUAUAAGAGUCAUUCUUGAUGAUAGAGAUAAUAGGCUUGAAACUUUUGAUGCCAUGGCUAAUGAAGUGACUACUUUUUACUAUAAGUUACUUGAUACUGUUGAUCCUUUGGUCAAGGAUAUGAACCCUUCCAUUCUUCAAGACCUCCUUAAUUUUUCUUUUCCUCUUAAAGCUUCUCCCUCUCUAGUUAAGGAGGUCUCAGCUGAAGAAAUUCAAAAAGCCUUAUUCAGUCAAGAUAAUGAAAAAGCCCCAGGACCGAAUGAAUUCUCUCAUUUCUUCUUCAAGAAAUACUGGUCAAUAGUGGGAGAAGAUGUCUCCAAUGAUGUCAAUUAUUUUUUCUGCAAUAGCUAUAUCCAUCCAACCUUCAACUCCACAACUAUCACCCUUGUUCCCAAAGUCCCUAAUCCUUGCACUGUUAAAGAUUUUAGGCCAAGUUCCUGUUGUUCAGUCAUCUACAAGAUUAUUUCUAUAAUCAUUGUUACUAGGUUGAUAGAAUUUCUGCCUGGGAUUAUCUCUUUAAACCGGACUAGUUUUAUCCGAGGUCGUGAUAUCAUUGAUAAUGUUCUCCUUGCUCAGGAGAUGGUAAAAGGGUAUGGUAGGAAAUCCAUCUCUCCAAGAUGCUCAAUGAAGAUUGAUCUUCAUAAGACUUUCGACUCUUUGCAUUGGAGAUUCUUAUUAGCAAUCCUUAAAGCCCUCCAUCUUCCUCAAAAAUUUAUUGCUUGGAUUGAAAUCUGUUUUUCUCAAGCUAGGUACUCUAUUGCUUUCAAUGAUACCUUAAUAGGCUAUUUCAAAGGGCCAGAGGUUUAA
Molecule: messenger RNA, 2622 nt
Organism: Hibiscus syriacus
Lineage: Eukaryota; Viridiplantae; Streptophyta; Magnoliopsida; Malvales; Malvaceae
Exons: 7
Coding region: 1-2622 (873 amino acids)
Source: RefSeq, a predicted model, not a curated record